Messenger RNA from Scleropages formosus (Asian bonytongue), 2506 nucleotides. It is a transcript of the gene pafah1b2, whose product is annotated as platelet-activating factor acetylhydrolase 1b, catalytic subunit 2. The transcript has 6 exons. Gene Ontology annotation, cellular component: cytoplasm. NCBI's taxonomy places the organism in Eukaryota, Metazoa, Chordata, Actinopteri, Osteoglossiformes, Osteoglossidae. Gene Ontology annotation, molecular function: platelet-activating factor acetyltransferase activity. The record is from RefSeq and is a predicted model, not a curated record. The coding region runs from base 400 to 1089 and encodes 229 amino acids.
ACCGUCUGAAAGCGGAAGUCGCUCUGGGAUUCGUGCUCGGUUGUGGAGCCGAGAGGGAGAGAAAGCAGGAGGUUGGGGGACGGUUCCAGCGGUUACGUUCGGGUAUCUAAAACACACAAGCACUGUGAUUCGUACCUUGAUUCCCGGGUCGGGUAUUUACAUGAUCGCGCUUUGAUUUUUGGUAAGUCAGGUGAGGGGAGGGCGAGGGAAAAAGAAAAACUGAGGGAACGAGGGCAGUUUUUUUUAAGCUUCGCUCCCUGAGCAUCAUCAUCUGCCGCGCGCUGAGCAUUCAGGACGCGGGAGGAACGCGCUUCCGUGCGGCGAGCCGUCGGAACCCGUCAGAUCUCCGUCUCUGUCGAACCGAGGGCGUGUCCGGCGUGCGCGCGACGGCAGCUGAGCAUGAGCGUGGAGGAGUUGAAUCCGGCGGCGGUGCCCGUGCCCGUGGAGGACGUGCAGGGGGACGGGCGUUGGAUGUCCCAGCACAACCGCUUUGUGCAGGAGUGUAAGGAUGCUGAACCUGAAGUGCUAUUUGUAGGAGAUUCCAUGGUGCAGCUUAUGCAGCAGUAUGAGGUGUGGCGUGAGCUCUUCUCCCCCCUGCAUGCUCUCAACUUCGGCAUCGCAGGGGACACCACCUGCAACGUCCUGUGGAGGUUGCAAAAUGGGGAGCUGCAGAACAUCCGACCCAAGGUGGUGGUUGUGUGGGUAGGAACUAACAACCAUGAGCACACAGCGGAGCAAGUGGCUGGGGGGAUCAUGGCCAUCGUACAGCUGCUCAUGUCACAGCUCCCACAGGCCAAAGUGGUUGUUCUGGGUCUCCUUCCACGGGGGGAGCGUCAAAAUCCCCUGCGUGAGAAAAACGCUGUAGUAAACGGGAUUCUGCGCUCCAGUCUGGCUCGCCUAGGGGCCGCCCAGUUCCUGGAUGUGGGAGCCGGAUUCGUGCACUCGGACGGCACCAUCUCCACCAGGGACAUGUUUGACUUCCUGCACCUGACCUCCAGUGGGUACUGGGCGGUAGCCAAGCCCCUCAGUGACCUUCUGCUGCAGCUGCUGGAGGAGACUCCUGAGGAAAGACGUGCUUCACUCGUGUGAUGGGGUGGGGGGAGGUUAGUGGACAUAAAGGUGCGAGGCGAGGGAUAGGAGGGGCAAAUGAAGAACUCGCACGUGGUGGGAGGGUAGACGUACAUACAUGCAUACAUACAUACAGAACACACACUCAUGAAGCAAUAUUAGCACUUUCACACAGAAGAAGGAAUGUUAGAAACUAGAACAUGCCUGAAAUAAAUGAGAGGGUUGAGAGAGACAGAAACACUAUGAUUCUUCAAGAGGGAGGGGAACUAAAAAUACUGUCACACUAAAGUGUUCUCUGCAUGAGAAAAAUGUGCCAAAAAAAAGUGCCCUGCUGGUGGAGGACUGCACUUGAGUACUAAGGGAGUACAGAACUUCCACGGUACACCCUGUUCUCCGGAUUCUGGGAUAAUUUCUGUUGAUUGUUUUGAAUCUACACUCAUGGAAGCGGUGUAAAAUGGAAUAAGACUGCAAAGCCCUCUGAUUAUGUCUGUGGAAUUCAGAAAUGGAGUCUAUGACCCUACGGGUCAGUGAACUAGAUGGCACAAUAUUUACAGUGCUUGUAUCUUCCUUACCCAACCUCCCACCAGCCACACCCAACAGGGCCAGACUGUAGUUGUGAUCACCCAUCCCGUUCUCCCAAAUUCCUGUUGUCCCCCUCUCCUGUGUUGCACUUACAUUUAGUCUUCAGUCAGCCCAAGUCUCUCUCAAUCCUCCUGACCAAUUAAGUGUCUCAGUGCUGUUUAAUGCCCACUUUAGUGUCCAAGCAGCUGAUGCAGCACCCCCUUUGCUCCUUCUGUCUGAAGCCGUUCACAUCUUAUCUCUCAUGCUCUUUGCAUGCUUGUGUGUGUGUCUGUAUGUGCGUGUGCAUCUGCCAACAUUUCACAUUCCUAAGACUGUGCCGGUGCAUUGCUGCAAGUAGGUAUACAUUUGUUCCAAUAUGGUAGAGACUGCGUCUGAUUGGUAUGUACAUACAGUAUAAAUAUAUAUAUAAAUAAAUUAACCCUUAGCCCCCAGGUGUUACUUAUAUUUGUAGAACACCCUGUUGUGUAUUGUGAGGCUUGGGAAGUUGGGCCUGAGAGGUGUGUGUUUGAGAGUAUGGGUGAUAGUGUAUCUGUAUCCACUGCAAAAUCUAUGUGCUAGCUGGGCUUUUUGUUGUGUGCAGAAAAACACAUUCCAAUAAAGGACCAUGGAUAUUAGCACUGUUAGUCGGGAGUUUCUUUUUAUGUAUGUGAUUUCUUGGAACUUAUCUCUAAUGCUGUAACUUCCAAGAAGGCAGUUUUAAAAAUGUGUAGAAAUAAUUUUACUGACAUUCAAACAAUGUUUUGUUUGAAUAUGCAUAGUUUUCACUCUACUGAAAACUUUUAUUUUAGUGAACAUGUAUUUUCAGCCCUUGGCAGGAUACUGAUUUGGGAAAUAGAGUUCUUCCCAAUUUGUUAAA